AUGAAAAUUUUUUUGUUUUCAUCUAAAAAAUGGAGUCCUGCUUUACAAAUUCGUACCGUCCUUUUAUCUAUUCAAGCUUUAAUAAGUGCACCUAAUCCCGAUGAUUUUUUAGAUGCUGAUGUUGCUGAAAAAUGGAAAGCUGAUGAAAAUGGAGCCAAAGCUAUAGCACGUCAUUGGACUCAAAAAUAUGCUCAUGAAAUUUAG
Rotaria sp. Silwood2 is the source of this 204-nucleotide messenger RNA. The record is from the annotation of a GenBank genome assembly. Lineage: Eukaryota; Metazoa; Rotifera; Eurotatoria; Philodinida; Philodinidae.